Molecule: messenger RNA, 2085 nt
Organism: Balaenoptera musculus (blue whale)
Lineage: Eukaryota; Metazoa; Chordata; Mammalia; Artiodactyla; Balaenopteridae
Product: serine protease 45-like
Exons: 10
Coding region: 663-1535 (290 amino acids)
Biological process (GO): proteolysis
Molecular function (GO): serine-type endopeptidase activity
Source: RefSeq, a predicted model, not a curated record
AGUUGGGGGCGUGCUGCUGCGAAGGCUGUCCUACCUGUCCCGCGCGGUUUCGCGGUCCCAGCCCACGACCCCUGUGGGCGGCUCAGCGGCCACGUGCUGGGUGGCGGUCCCCUCACCGGCUGCCCUCGCCAAAACAUGGGAUUCCACCCCACUCCACCCCCAGUUACUCGGGCCAGCCCGGACCCUCCACCAGCAGAUGUUUGUUGAGUGCCUACUGUGUGCCAGCCAUGUUCCAGGUGCUGGGAAUCCAGCAGUGACAAGACAUACAAAAACCCUGUCCGAAGAAAGUUUACACGUGGAAGGGGAAGACAGCUCAUGUAUAUCUUUGAAGAAGCAAGCUGCCAUGAGUCCUACAGCCAAAGGAAGCGAAUUCAGGCAACAACUGAUUGAGCUUGGAAGCAAACUCUUCUCUAGUCGAGUCUGCUGGUGGAUGAGAACCCAGCCCUGGCUGACACCUUGAUUGCAGCCUUACAGAAGACCCAGCCAUGUCACUGCCACGUGUUCUUCAGGAGACUGAGCAAAUCAUUCUUCACCACAAGAAAUGUAAUCAGAAGAUACAGACACAGUUAGGAGUCCAUCACCAAGUAGUUGGUAGAGAGAUGAUCUGUGGCUAUCACGAAAAGAUUAAAAGUCCCUGCAAGAUUCUCAAGUCAAUAUAAAUUAUGAAGCUCUCCAAUGCAGGAAGCCCAGGGAAACAAGGUUACAAAGGAGACAACACCAAACCAGCUUGUGGCAAACCCUGGUGGCCGAAGAAUUUGGACGUGACCCGCCAUUGGCCCUGGGAGGUGAGCCUCCGAGUAGAAAAUGAGCACGUGUGUGGAGGGGCCCUCAUUGAUCUCGACUGGGUGGUGACUGCUGCCCACUGCAUCCAAGGCAUAAAAGAGUAUUCAGUGAUUCUCGGCACCUCCAAGCUGAAGCCCACGGACUCCACAAGGGCCCUCUCGAUCCCUGUGAGGGACGUCAUUAUGCACCCCAAGUACUGGGGCCGGAACUUCAUCACGGGUGAUGUUGCCCUCCUCCAGCUUCACACUCCUGUCGUCGUCAGCAAGUACGUGCAGCCCAUCUGCCUCCCGGAGCCCAACUACAACCUGAAGGUUGGGACGCAGUGCUGGGUGACCGGCUGGGGCCAGGUUAAACAGCGCUUCUCAGCCAACUCCACGCUGACCCCAGAGUUGCGGGAGGCCGAGGUGUUUAUUAUGGACAACAAGAUGUGUGACCGGAUUUACCGCAAGAAGUCCCUCAUCCCCCGCGUUGUCCCGCUUGUCCUGGGGGACAUGAUCUGUGCCACCAAUUAUGGAGAAAACUUGUGCUAUGGGGACUCUGGGGGUCCGUUGGCUUGUGAAGUCGAGGGCAGAUGGAUUCUUGCUGGGGUGUUGUCCUGGGAAAAGGCCUGCGCCCAAGUACGUAAUCCAGGCGUGUACACCCAUAUCACCAAAUACAGCAAAUGGAUCAAGAAGCAAAUAAGCAAUGGGGUUCUCUCAGUCCCCUGCACCUCCUCCUGGCUCCUACUCCUGUCCUGGCUGCUGCAGCCCUAGAUGGGCCCCUGAUCUCCCUUCUCCUUUCUUCUCCGUGCUUUGCCUUUGCCGAAUGGGGCCAGAUCAAGGUUAGACCAAGGUCAUGGGUCUGUAUUCAACAAGGGUCAAGGUGGGGAAAGAGUGGCCCCUGGGAGACUGGGUCCUGUUUUGGCCUCCUAGUGGGAAGGGAUGUGGUAGAUGACUAGGCCUUGAGUGACCAGGAGAAGGGAAGUGUGGCCUAGAAGGGCUUUGGAAUUGGGGACCAGGAUAGCAGGGAUUAAAUCUGUGCAAACAUGAGCUGGCUCUGUUCUCUUUUCUGGGUGGCCCUGGGAGUUGGGGGUUGGUGCGUGGGUAAGGCCUCCUGGAACUAAUUCUGCCAGGAGGCUCCCCAGAGUGGGGACUGAUGGGUUUUGCUAUAUCACUUGUGCUGGGGCGUUGGGAAAGGGCCUGGGCCUGAGGCAUCAGUUUCCUCAACUGUAAAGUGGGCGUGCUGUAAGAGAGCAGUUGCGACAUGCACUGUAGUUGACAGUAGGAAGGACCCACAUAUCGUGCUCCAAAAUCAGCUUUCUUU